AACGUUCAAGCAUCCUUUCAAACGCAAUGUUCACUAAAGCAAUUGCUGCUAUUCUCGCCUUGCCCUUCGUGGCACAAUUUGCUUCCGCAAACACCUGCACGCGCACUUACACUGCUCAGGCUGGCGAUAUCUGUGACAGUAUCUCGGCGGCCAACAAUGUUUCUACUUACCAGCUUGCUGUCGUCAACGCUGGAAUCAUCGACGAAGAUUGCGACAACCUCGUCAUAGGCCAGAGCUACUGCCUUGGAUGGGAGGGACAGGACUGCACGACCACUUCUGUAGUCGAGGCCAACGACGAUUGCGACAUCGUCUCCUACGAAGCAGGCAUCAACACCACCAUCCUCUAUGAGAACAACCCGCAGAUCAACUAUGGUUGCUCUAACAUUUACAUUGGAGAGGUGUUGUGUACAGCGAACACUGUCCAAGUCCCUCCUGCCCCCGCUGGCAGUACCCCCGCUACGACUAUCCCUGCAACCGCUACUCCUGCCAACCCCGACGGCGACCUCCCUUGGUGUGACGAGUAAAUUCAUUCACCUCCACCAUCCUGCUGCAGCCUGCGCUGUUGAGUGUGUGUAGCACGGAUCGUCAACUGUGGUCAUUCGUGACGACAGGCCGGUCGUGUCGUCGCUUUGGUCACCUUUUUCCCUCUUUCAUUUUGAACUUCAUAUCGCCUGUUUUGUUUUCACAUCAAGAACUACCCCCGGUGGUAUACCCAGCAAUAGAAACUUCAUCUUCAACUUAUUGUUGUUUAUUACCUUGAAUCCUUCGCAUGUAGGUAAUUCUGGAAAUUCCCGUUACAUUUUUGAGGGAAUAGAUCGUGGUCUUGUGGGCUUGCCCUUUUGAUGACCAUUUGCGCCGUUGCUAUCGGGGUGAUGAGGUAUGAAUUAUGCUGGCCUGCAGGUACUUGAGUAUGGGAUAUUUUUCUCGAGCUUGACGACAAACAAGGAGCUAGAUUGUGCACAAGAGCAAUAUUCGCCCUGAUGUCACUUGUUCUGUGCCACAG
Suillus clintonianus is the source of this 1003-nucleotide messenger RNA. RefSeq lists its product as uncharacterized. The coding region runs from base 27 to 524 and encodes 165 amino acids. The record is from RefSeq and is a predicted model, not a curated record. The transcript has 4 exons. Lineage: Eukaryota; Fungi; Basidiomycota; Agaricomycetes; Boletales; Suillaceae.